UGAACUGAUUCUAACCGCCUGGCAGUCAUUUCAAGCAAGUGUCAGUUGAAUGAAAUUCACUGCUGUGCUGGUAAUCGUGUGAAUUUAACUGAAAACGCGCAUUUGAACAGGCCGCGCAGAGCAAAACGUGCUGCAGGAACGAGUCGUUUCAAGUAAAGAGUUGGGGCAGUUUUAGAGUUGCUCAGAAAACACAUAUUGGGGUCAAUAUUUACAAAAGCAGGUUAGUGAUUAACUGUCUGUGUAGCAGCAGCUGCACAGAGUCCCAGACAAACUGAUCUCACAGAACACAGGGAGCGAGCAGCUCGGUAACUCUGUCGGCUUCACAAUGCUGUGCGUCCGGGCCUGGAGAGGUCUGAGUCCCCUGCGCAGAGGAGGUCCCUUGUCAGCAUGGAAACGAACCCAGAGCUACACAGUAGCUGCGAGGUUGGACCUCAGUGGGAUUUAUCCUCCCAUUGCCACUCCGUUUACCGCCAAAGAGGACGUAGACUACCAGAAACUGGCGGAAAACCUGCAGAAAUAUGCCGAGAUACCUUUCAAAGGCCUAGUGGUUCAGGGCUCCAAUGGUGAGUAUCCAUACCUGACAGAGGAAGAACGGGUGGAGGUGGUGAAGACAGUCAGACGAUCGCUGCCGGCAGACAAACUGCUGAUGGCCGGAUCAGGCUGUGAAUCUACAAGAGCCACAGUCCAGCUCACAGAGAAGAUGGCGGCAGCCGGAGCCGACGCCGUCCUCGUGGUAACGCCCUGCUUCUACAAGGGCAAGAUGGACAGCCGAGCUCUGAUCCAGCACUUCACAAAGGUGGCGGACAGCAGUCCUGUGCCGGUAGUUCUGUACAGCGUACCGGCCAACACAGGUCUGGAGCUGCCGCUGGACGCUGUGAUGCAGUUGUCUCAGCACCCAAACAUCCUGGGCCUUAAAGACAGUGGAGGAGAUAUCUCACGGAUCGGCCUGAUUGUGCACAAAACCAAAACGCAGGAUUUCCAGAUGUUGGCGGGCUCAGCAGGGUUUCUCAUGGCCGCUUAUAGUGUCGGUGCUGUUGGCGGAGUGUGUGCGCUGGCUAACGUGCUUGGCCGAGAGCUGUGUGAGUUGGAGCGUCUGUGUGUGUCCGGUCACUGGGAGGAAGCCAGAGUCCUACAGCAGCGCCUCAUCGAGCCCAACGCCGCUGUGACCAGGAAGUUGGGAGUUCCCGCCCUCAAGCAGGCGAUGGAGUGGUUUGGUUACCACGGAGGUGCCUGUCGAUCACCUCUUCAGCCGCUCACAGAGGCAGAGACUCAGCAGCUGAGGCGGGACUUCUCCUCCAACGGCUGGCUGUGAGGUGACCCGGGCAGAGUGUAUGUGUGUGUUCAGUUGUGUUCAGUCAGUGUGAUAGGACACGGGGAGGGGGGGCACACCAAGAAAAUAUCAAAAACUUUUAUCAAGUAAUUGUGCAGGCAUUACCUUUUUUCAUUUUCUGUUUCCUGUGUUUGACAACUCUACAGGCGGUGAUUUUUACCUGACUCACCUGUUUAAAUUAUACCAAAUCUUAAAGUUGUGCAUAAUUAAGGACGGGUCGCUUUGAGUGGAAAGUGGGUGCCCUCUCUGGUGGCUAGCAGCUAGAUGGUUCAGCAACCAGGCUUCAUUCGACCCACCUCUUUGCCCAGUUUUUGAUUAGCCAGACUCAGGCACUGCCAAGAUGGCAACGGUGGAGCCGCCUGGAGCUUCACAGUGGCUCUUCAGAAACCUAUAGGUGACGUCACGGAAACAACGUCCAUGUUUUAUACAGUCACAACACAUCCAUAUAUGUCGUAUUAGACUGGGUAUUAAUUGCUAAUGAAAAAACAUGAUAGAAAACUAUAGAUUCUGAAAAACAACUUCCCUGCCCACUCCUCAUGUUGUUAUUAAAGAAAUUACACUAAAAUAAAUCAGCAUCAUACAAUCAAGUUGCUUCUCUGCUGCACCUCAGUACAAAAAUUCAGUAAACUCUAAAGUUACAGAAAUAUUAUGACAGAAAUGUUGAAUGUGCACUUGUUUUGACAAUAAAACAUGCAUUUCACUUAAA
Molecule: messenger RNA, 2036 nt
Organism: Micropterus dolomieu (smallmouth bass)
Lineage: Eukaryota; Metazoa; Chordata; Actinopteri; Centrarchiformes; Centrarchidae
Gene: hoga1
Product: 4-hydroxy-2-oxoglutarate aldolase 1
Exons: 7
Coding region: 326-1312 (328 amino acids)
Biological process (GO): N-acetylneuraminate catabolic process
Molecular function (GO): N-acetylneuraminate lyase activity; 4-hydroxy-tetrahydrodipicolinate synthase activity
Source: RefSeq, a predicted model, not a curated record